Messenger RNA from Letharia lupina, 2802 nucleotides. RefSeq lists its product as uncharacterized. Bases 1 to 2802 code for a protein of 933 amino acids. The transcript has 6 exons. Lineage: Eukaryota; Fungi; Ascomycota; Lecanoromycetes; Lecanorales; Parmeliaceae. The record is from RefSeq and is a predicted model, not a curated record.
AUGAUACUGAGGGUACGCAAUCUCCGAGAAUUUACGCGAGCUAGAGUCCCAGGCGUUUCCUUACCCAGAAAUCCAAAGCGCCGGGAGACUACAUCAACCUCUGCACAUCCCAGCAAAGCCGCUGGAGACAUAUCGAGUGUCUUCCCUUCCCUAUCUGGCAUUGACAGUCCGCCAUUGCCUACACGGUUUGCAGACUUGAAGAGACGGCUAAUACAGGGCCAUGAAGACCGCGUGAGAGACAGCUGGCAUCGGUUGCUGGCAGAUUUACGCAAGGAAAUCGAUGUUAUUAAGGCAUUGGGCUCGAAAGUCAUACCAGAGCUCGAAUUUAGGGACAUGCACAACUUGGGGAAAAGGACGGAAUUUCGUGAUGGCCUACACAAACGAGGUGUGGGUCUCAUUAGAGGCGUAGUGUCGGAGCGGGAAGCGUUGGGUUGGAAAGAGCUGUUGAAGAGAUAUAUCCAGACCAACCCCUCGACGAAAGGGUUUCCGGCCAGUAAUCUCGCUGUAUACGAGCUCUACUGGUCUCCUUCCCAAGUGCUCGCCCGCGCUCAUCCCAACCUUCUUCGAACCCAAGCAUUUCUCAUGUCUCAUUGGCACUCUGUUAACAAGUCUGCCCGGAUAUCCACCUCUCAUCCGGUUGCGUAUGCUGAUCGCCUUCGUAUACGGCAGCCCGGUGAUGUUGAGUUUGCGCUUGGUCCGCAUGUUGACGGUGGGAGCUGCGAAAGAUGGGAAGAGAGCGGGUAUGGUAAAGGUGGGGUUUACAACGAGGUUUUUCGGGGCAAUUGGGAAGCCUAUAACCCUUGGGAGAGUAGCUGUCGAUUACCUGUUGUCUCUGAUCUCUAUAACGGCCCAGGGGGUUGUUCGAUGUUCCGCAUGUUCCAAGGCUGGCUGUCCAUGUCUACCACUAGCGCAGGGGAAGGGACCUUGAUGGUUAAUCCGCUACUGGGAAAGGCAACAGCCUACUGCUUGCUUCGACCUUUCUUCCAACCGAGAAGAGGUCCCACAGAAGCGUUGGGAUCAGGUUUCCUCGAUUCCAACAAUUGGAGCCUAGAAGAUGAGACGACCUCAGUGUUGCAGGGGGCCGUUCCUUCUAAUUGUCAAGAACUCAACGCGGCUUUACAUCCUCACCUUGGGCUCGAAGAUACCAUGACACAUGUCCCAGAAGUCAGACCAGGAGAUUAUGUAGCAUGGCAUUGUGACACGAUACACGCCGUCGACAAGACCCACGCUGGCAAGGAAGACUCAAGCGUGAUGUAUAUCCCGGCAUGCCCGCUGACGGAAGCCAACGCUGCUUAUCUGGUGCGUCAAAGGGAGGCGUUCUUUGAAGGAACGCCAGGUCCAGACUUUCCCUCAGGCGUAGGUGAGAGUCAGCAUCUAGGCCGCUUGACUCCAGACUUUGUCAUGCAGAAUAUCGAUAUCGAGGCCCAACGUGCUAUGGGGCUCACGAGAUAUGAUGCUGGUCAGAAGGGUCUGCUUGAGCGAGAGCGUCAGACGCUGCAGAGGGCAAAUGAGCUACUGGGAUUUGACUCUGACUUUUUCCAACGUAUGGUCGAGGAGUCCGUUCAUAUGCGAAGCGAAGAAAUCAAGGCCAUCAGAAAUGCUGCGAAAAACACUGGGAUGGUGGUGAGUGUUGGUGUAUCUGAAGGAUUUAAGACCGCCACGUUAUUCAAUUCCAAUCUUAUCAUUGGCGCUGACGGCGAAAUCGUUGUCCAUCACCGAAAAAUGGUCCCAACCUUCUACGAGAAGCUGACCUGGAGUCCUGGUGAUGGAUACGGUCUCAGACUCGCCAUGACGCCCUUUGGAAACAUCGGUGCUCUGAUAUGUGGAGAGAAUACCAAUCCCCUAGCUAGGUACGCGUUGAUGGCAUUGGAUGAGCAGGUGCACAUCUCAUCUUGGCCCGCUGUAUGGCCCACAAGGCGCUCGAAGUCUGAAAUUGGGAAAUCCAAUGGUCCUCCAAAUGGAAAUUACGAUAACGUUGCGGCGAAUUAUAUCAGAUCAGCUGCGCACUGUUUCGAAGCGAAAUGCUUCGGAAUCUCCUGUGCAGGCCAUUUUAGCAAGGAGAAUAUGGACGAGAUCGUGCGUAUCUCGGGGGAUACUGGUUGUUUGCCAACACUGCAGCGAACACCCCGUGCUGCAACCAUGUUUCUGGGACCAACUGGCAGCUUGCAUCCAUCAUUUACAAUAGACGAGCAUACCGGUGUAGUGGAAGCGAAGGAAAUGAUCCAAAACGAAGAAGACAUCUUGUAUGCUGAUCUGGAUAUAGCCGACUGUGUGGAGGGAAAGCAAUACCAUGAUAUCGCAGGCGGUUACCAGAGGCUCGACAUUUUUGAUCUCAGGAUCGAUCGCAGUCGUAAACCAGCCAUAAGCAUCUUAACGCCAAUGGCAAUCCUAAUUGAUCGGGAAAGAAUGGCCUCUGGAUCCGCGACAACGUUUACACCUGAUGACGGUGGCGGAUCCUCCGAAGGAUUUGGUGCGCGCAGACCCUCUGCGCCACCUUGGCCGCGUCUUCAAAUCAAACAGACUUCUCUGAACCAUGAGGACGCAGCCAAUAGAAAAGAGACCAGAACCGGAAGCUUACCCACGGGUUAUGGAGAAAUAGACGACUCUUUGGACCUGAGGCAGCUGUUGCAAAACAAAAAAAAGCAAGAAGCAGCGUCCGAUCGGCCAAGGGAGCACCAGAAUAAAGAUGAAAAACCACCGAUGAAAAUAAGAUACGUUUCGGGGAAUGAUCCGAUGGAGCACCAGGAUAAAGAUGAAAAACCACCGAUGAAAAGAAGAUACUUUUUUCGGACUGAUGGGUAG